Molecule: messenger RNA, 985 nt
Organism: Lytechinus variegatus (green sea urchin)
Lineage: Eukaryota; Metazoa; Echinodermata; Echinoidea; Temnopleuroida; Toxopneustidae
Product: fibrinogen-like protein A
Exons: 5
Coding region: 1-927 (308 amino acids)
Source: RefSeq, a predicted model, not a curated record
AUGGCUUUUUGUAGAUGUAGAAGUGUUUUCGCUAUCGUCCUUGCCAUCUCUCAGCUCAACAAGGGUUGGGCAUCUCCUGAGCAAUCGCAGAAACAGCGAGGCGUCGAUAUCAAUGGGAACUGCGAGCCGAUCAUGCAGGACGGGAAAGAAGUUCCGCAAAAGAUGACGUACCGAAUCGAUGGCAAACGUUCCUACGGCAAACGUGGGAAAGGGUCUUUCCCUGUUCAGAAGAAAGCCUGUGAAAUUGAAGAUGGCAGCAUGUCGCCCUCUUUGGUUCCUGGGCAACCAAUGGACUGUGCCGACAUCCAGGCUCGUGGGGCAAACGUCAGUAGUGGCGUGUACGCCAUAUACCCUGGAAAGCAUACCAACGUUUACUGUGACAUGGAGACCGACGGGGGCAAUUGGACGGUUUUUCAACGUAGAACUGAUGGUUCUGAGAAUUUCAACCGUAACUGGUCUGAUUACAAGACCGGUUUUGGGAGUAUCUCUUCCGAGCACUGGCUCGGUAACGAUAUAAUUCAUCAGCUAUCGAAUCAAAGGAAUUACGAACUGCGGGUUGAUCUGGAAGGCUUCAAAGGAAAUACUCUAUAUGCCAAUUACGACACCUUUCGAAUUGACAAUGAAACACUGGGCUACCUCCUGACUGUCAGCGGCUAUUCGGGUAAUACAGGCGACACACUUUGGUAUCACAAUGGAAGGACAUUUCUUACUCCUGACAUGAACAGCCAAUGCGCAAGGGACUACAGGGUCGGUUGGUGGUAUGGUCCUGCCGGUCAUUGCUUUACAGCUGCUUCUUUUGAUAUUAAUUGUAAACCGCUUAAUCAACCGGGCGGGAUUUCUUGGAUAUCGGUGGUGACUCACAGGUUAAAGAAAAGUGAGAUGAAGCUACGACCUGUACCGGAUUACCCCAUCAAUUCGAACAAUUAAGGGCAAGUCCAAGGAUUUAGGCUGGUUUGAGUAUGGGGAGGUGGAACUUAAGUGGUGG